This is a messenger RNA of Thunnus maccoyii (southern bluefin tuna), 2996 nucleotides long. RefSeq names its product protein-glutamine gamma-glutamyltransferase 2-like. The coding region runs from base 480 to 2540 and encodes 686 amino acids. Gene Ontology annotation, biological process: peptide cross-linking. Gene Ontology annotation, molecular function: protein-glutamine gamma-glutamyltransferase activity. Lineage: Eukaryota; Metazoa; Chordata; Actinopteri; Scombriformes; Scombridae. The record is from RefSeq and is a predicted model, not a curated record. The transcript has 16 exons.
CUUCCUUUGUAGAUUAACUCCAAUUUUUCAUUAAAAUUAAUCAUGAAAAAGGCAUGGAUAAUCCUCACUAGCCAUGGUUACUCCCAACUUGUUUAUCUGUGUUUUUCUCACUAGCUUGUAAUUGUGUCUUCUCUAUGUCAGUGCGCCGGUGCACCGCCUCAUCUAAUAGCAUCUAACAGAAAACUGUUUAAAUGGAGUGUAAUCUGUCAGCCAGCGGCAGCAACCACAUGACUGUCAGCUGAUAAAGCAAACAACAAUGUGUUCCUACAGGACCAAAGCCAUGGUAGCUUUCCUAGCUGACAAAUGAUUGCGAGCAUGGACAAUAAUGUUCACAAUAUGAUUUUAUAUUUCACAGGCUACAAAUAUCCCUCCGGAGCUGUUACACUGCAGGGUCAUUGACCAAUGAGCACAGGCUGCAACUCAAGUGUCUUUGAAGACUUUGCACACAGACAUCGAGGGACAAGAACUUCACUGCAGACAUGAGUCAAGUCUUGGACAUCGAGCGCUAUGAUCUGAACAUUAAGAGCAACAACAGCAGCCAUCAUACGGAGCUGUGUAAAGAGGAGCGUUUGAUUGUCAGAAGGGGACAGCCCUUCAACGUCAGUUUACAUCUAAAAGCUGAAAGCAAAGAGUUCAAACCAAGUGAAACAAGCUUCACACUCACUGUUGAAACUGGUCCGCUACCCAGAAAAGAAUCUGGCACGAAGGUUUGCUUUGGACUCCAUGACUCCACGGUGGACACUGAGUGGAGCGCCUCUGCCACUAAUGAUCCCUCUGGAAACACAGUGUCUGUGACUAUCAAUUCCUCCCCCAAUGCCCCAAUAGGGCUCUAUUCUCUGACUGUAGACCAGGAGGGGCAGAGGACCAGUUUAGGACAAUUCACCCUGCUUUUUAAUGCUUGGUGCCCCAGAGAUGCUGUUUACAUGCGCAGUGAGAUGAAGAGGCAGGAGUAUGUCUUAGCACAACAUGGGCAGGUCUACAGAGGAACGUAUAAACGAAUCAAAGGGACGCCCUGGAACUUCGGACAGUUUGAAGUAGGAAUAUUGGAUAUCUGUCUGAAGAUCCUGGAUGACAACCCCAAAUUUGUGUCUGAUGCUGACCAGGACUGCUCUGCCAGGAGAAAUCCCAUCUAUGUGACCAGAGUGCUGAGUGCCAUGAUCAACAGUUACGAUGACAGCGGUGUGCUGGUGGGAAAUUGGGGAGAGAUUACAGAUGGAGUUCAUCCAGGCCAGUGGAUCGGCAGCGGGGACAUUCUGCGUCAGUGGGCAGAAAGUGGCCCCGUCCGCUACGGCCAGUGUUGGGUCUUUGCUGCUGUUGCAUGCACAGUGUCCCGUGCCCUGGGUAUCCCAUGUCGAGUGGUUACUAACUUUGGAUCAGCUCACGAUACUGAUGCCAACCUGGUGAUAGAAAACCUGUAUGAUGAAGAUGGUGAGAGUAUUUCUGAAGAUUCAAUAUGGAACUUCCAUGUUUGGGUGGAUAGCUGGAUGACUCGUCCAGACUUAGGAGAGGAAUUUGAUGGUUGGCAGACCAGUGACCCAACCCCGCAAGAGAAAAGUGAAGGUGUUUUCUGUUGUGGACCGGCCUCACUGAGGGCUAUCAGGGAAGGAGAGCUGACCAAGAAGUAUGAUGCUCCCUUUAUUUUCGCUGAGGUUAAUGCAGAUGUUGUGGACUUGGUGCGCCUGUCAAAUGGACAAUUGGUCAAAAUUGGUGGAUCAACAAAGUCUGUCGGACGGUUCAUCAGCACUAAAGCUGUGGGCUCAGAUGAGAGGCAUGACAUCACACACCAGUACAAGUAUCCUGAAGGUUCAAAGGAGGAGAGGCAGAUGUAUGAGAAGGCUCAGCACCACAACAAGCUACAGCAGCAAGGAGAAGAGCCAGAGCUCCGUCUCAAGAUCAAGCUUGCUGAUAACAUGAUUGUGGGCUCAGACUUUGAGGUUUGUGCUGUCCUCACUAACAACUGCAUGGAGGCAAAGACCUGCAUUUUCCUGUUUGUUGCCAAAGCUGUAGGCUACAACGGAAAACUAGGAGGGAGCUGUGGAUUUGCUUCAGACAAAGUGGAGGUGCCCUCUGGAGAAGAGAGGCGUCUGUACCUCAGACUGAUGUAUGACAGUUAUGGAUCAGUGAUCACCUCUGACAGGCUGAUCCAUCUGUCAGCCAUCACCGUUGACAAGCAGACCAUUGACUACCACAAGGCUGAGAAGACCAUUGUGUUGGAUGAGCCAGUCAUAGAAAUCAAGCUGGUGGGAGAAGCCACACUAUAUGAGUCUAUGACGGCAGAGCUGAGCUUGUUGAACCCUUUACCAGAGCCACUGCAGGACUGCAGCUUCACCAUGGAGGGGGUCGGCCUCACUGACGGCAAGCCCAUAAUACUGAGGAUUGGAACAGUGGGCCCAAAACAGGAGGCCAAGGCCACUGCUGAGCUCAGUCCUAGCAUUACUGGCCCCAGCAUGCUCCUGGUGAACUUUGAUAGCGACAAACUGAGGAACAUCAAGAGCUUCAUCAAUGUUAUGGUGAACGAAUGUGCCAGUACAGAAAUCUAAUAGCACUGAAAGCUUUUUUACAUUGUUGUUCUUUGGACUAGCAGGUACUGAUUUUCUUUUAAAUUUACUUGUUAUUCUUAUUCUUUUAUAUGCUCGAAUAUACCAUACUAAUAUAUACUUUACUAUAUACUAUCUAUAAGAAUAAGUUUUUCCUGGGUAACUUUAUUAAGAAACACAAUGAUCCACAUUCACUAACAUCAUGUACAGUGACUCUGUAGUAGGCUACAAUAAGAUUAAUAGAUGCAAUAUAAUAAGAUACUGACCUAAACACAUUUACUUUACUUGUAUUUUGAUUUGGUUCAAUCUAAAUGUGACAAUAAAGCCAAUGCUACUAAAGCUGCCAGUAGAUUGUUUAAGGGAACAGCGCUUCCUCGCCUCCUUUUAGGAAACAUUUUGUUGUUGGUGAUGCAGAAAAAAUCCAGUGUGCUAAUUGAAAAUAAAAUUUUGGAGAAAACA